GCGCGGUCUGGGGCCGUAUAGCGGGUAGUGUGACCCGGAAGUAGCUAGCAGUGGUACAGCUCGAGUCCUCACCCUUCCUCCUGCUGUGACAGGACAACACGGCGCGAGGCUAUGACACACUGCAGCUCCGUCUGCGCGGAUCAGGACGUCAGGCGCGCGCCACAUCAGUCCGGACGCACGUAGAGACAACGGGAUGCCAACAAGGUCGAGCUUCACGCGCUGAGCUCGUCGUUUUGUUUUUUUGUUUUUUUAAUUUAAUUUAAUUUUUUUUGUUUGUUUUUGACAGUAUUUUUUGUCUUUGUGGUUCCUGCUGCUCAUCAAAGCUAGCGAGGUGAGGUUAUAUGAACACAGAUCAUUAGCUUCAUCAUCCUCAUCAUCACCGCCGCUGAUCUGUUAUCUCGAACAUCUCGGUUAUGUAGUUAUCUGGACAGAGAUCUGGUUCUGAUCGGCAGUGACAGACCACAGAUGUUUGUUAAAUCAGAGCUAACAGUGGAUAUUCAUCACUGAGACAAAGGAGUCUUCAUCAGUUUACUCACACGAUGACAUGUUUCUGUCAGACCUACUUACAUUGAGGUCUUGAUGCUAACGGCUCAGAACCAAGAUCAGUCCUGGAGGUCUGGUCUGAAUAUUAAGAGUGGUGGCGGUCUGAACACUAGCAGUCAGAUGGUGAGCAUUCCUCUGUUAUUUGAAUAUGGUGACCAGUUUGGUCCAUCAUCAUCAUCAUCAUCAGGCUGAGCUGUCCUCACGUUUUAGGAAUUCAAAUGAAGCGAGAAGACUUUAAAAACACAAAAGUCAGUGAAUUCAUGUUUGCUGGAAUAUUUCUUCCACUGCAGGUGAGUUAUAGUCACAGAUGAUGACUGACACCUGAUUGAUAGACAGACAUAGAAUGAGAUUCUGGAGCCAGUGGUGAUCCAGAUCUCCAGAAUCUGGGACAGAACUCCAUCCUCCAGGAUGACCAGUCUGGUGACCAGCAUGAGGAGGAGGAACCAGCUGUUAUGACUGUGUAUGGAUCUUCAUCACUACUGAGGUGUUAAAGUCAGUGUCAUGACUGGAGCCGAGACUGAGGAUGAUAUUCCACUAAGUGAGAGGAAGACGGUCACUGAUUUCUGCUACCUGCUGGACAAGUCCAAACAGCUCUUCAAUGGGUUAAGAGAUCUUCCUCAGUAUGGACACAAACAGUGGCAGUCCUACUUCGGGAGGACGUUUGAUGUCUACACCAAGCUGUGGAAAUUCCAGCAACAACACAGGCAGGUUCUGGACACCAGGUACGGCCUGAAGAGAUGGCAGAUCGGGGAAGUAGCAUCCAAAAUUGGACAGCUUUAUUACCACUAUUACCUUCGUACCUCAGAAACCAGUUAUCUGAAUGAGGCCUUCUCCUUCUACUCAGCAAUCCGUCAGCGCUCCUAUUACUUUCAGGUCAACAAAGAGGACAGGCCUGAGUUGGUGGUAAAGAAGCUUCGAUAUUAUGCUCGCUACAUAGUCGUCUGUUUACUGCUUAACAAGAUGGACCUGGUCAAAGUGUUGGUAAAGGAGUUAUCAGAGGAAAUCGAAGAAUACACGCAGAGAUUUAACACAGAGGACCAGCUGGAGUGGAACCUGGUUCUACAGGAAGUAGCAGCUUUUGUGGAGGCAGAUCCGGUGGUCGUCAUGAACGAUAACAACUCUGUGGUUGUCACCAGCAACAGGCUGCAGGAGGGAAGCGCCCCUCCGCUGGAACAAGGCAUGGUGGUCGGGCAGCUCAUCCUCGCCGACGCACUAAUCAUCGGCAACUGUAACAACCAGGUCAAGUUCAGUGAGUUAACCAUCGAUAUGUUUCGCAUGCUUCAAGCUCUGGAGAGGGAACCCGUAAAUCUGGCAACGCAGACUUCCAAACAAGGAACGCCGGAACCCAGUGAGAAACCAGCUAAAAGAGAAAACCCUCACAAAUAUUUACUGUACAAGCCAACAUUCAGCCAGCUUUUUACUUUCCUCUCAGCUUCUUUUAAGGAAUUACCUGCCAACAGUGUCCUGCUAGUCUACUUAUCAGCUACCGGAGUCUUCCCCACAGGACACUCCGAUUAUGAAGCUGGACCGUAUGAUUUCGGAGGCGUUCUUACGAACACGAAUCGUGACGUGGUGAAUGGAGAGACGGUGCAGAAGAAGAAUCAGGCCCUGAAAGAAAUGCAUUGCCUUCAUCCAGGAGACCUAUCCCCUUUCACCAGGAAGCCACUUUUUGUCAUUGUAGAUUCUUCAAACAGUACAGCCUUCAAGAAUUUCACUAAUCUGUUUGGCCAGCCUCUGGUGUGCCUGCUGUCACCUACAGUUUAUCCUAAAAGUGUUCAAGAUCAGUCUCAGCGUGGGAGUAUCUUCACACUGUUCCUCUACAGUCCUCUCCUGGCCUUCUCCUCCAUCUCUGGCCUGAACAGUGUGCGACGAGGACUCUGGGAAAGGGCUCAAGAAUUUCUUCACAAAGUCUUCCGUGACAUUGGGCAGAUGAUAACUCGAUCACGGACCAUAGAUCAAGCCUUUUUGCAGUUUUUUGGAGAUGAGUUUCUGCGCCUGCUUCUGAUUCGGUUUGUGUUCUGUUCAGCUGCUCUGAGACUGCAUAAACUUUUCCGGGAAUCCCGGAGCUUCCCGGAGUCGUAUCCUGACCUGCCGAAACAGGACACGGUGGAGAGCAGCCUCCUACAGAAGCACAUAUUGGAGCUGGCCGCGAUGCUGGACGUGCAGAGCUUAUUUUGGGAUGAUUCUCUGGAAGCCUACUAACCCAGGCAAAAUGUCCCGUUCCAGACUGGACUCUGAUGUUUUAGAUAAUCCAGAUUGUUGCUUCAGCACAAGCUCACGUCCUCUGUUUGAAUCAUGGAAGUAAACGUAGUUACGCUCACGUAGGGAAGUUGGAGAGUUGAACCUACAUUCCCCAUUUUUAAUGUGUGUGACUGUGUAGAAAGUUUCAGCUCAUUAUUUAAAACUGUUAUUUAAUUCUUGUCAGAUAAUUGCAGAGAAGAUGGUGUUAAUGGUUGUUAUUUAUUUACGUAAUUAUUACUUUUUGAGGAUAGAAAGGGGUAAAAUUGUGUGUAGCUUUCAGGUUGGUCUCUGACCCCCCACAUGGAAGUAAAGCUUGGGGGGUUAUGCUAAAAACGUGAUGACCAAGGUAAUUUACAUGCAGGGGAGAGGCUGGAAUUAAAAAUGUUGAUCAGAAUAGGAGAAGUGCUCCUCUCUUCAAAACGUCAUUAAUGGAUUUUAGUCCCCCAGAAAAAAAACAAACAAAAGUCUGUUGGUGGUAGACAGACUGGAAAUCCUCCAUCCCCACCCUGUAAAGAUAAGCCAGCCUUCAUGUCAUUAACCAGUAACCCCAGUCUGUCCACAGUUGCUUUUAGAGUAGUAGUUAUUUCCGUUCAGAUCACUGUACUGUGGCUGCAUGCGAAGAGGGAAACAUAGGCGUCCAUGUUGUUUUUUCUCCAUGAAGAAGGAUCUUUAAAACGUGUCCAGAGGACUUUAGGAAGUUAGUGUAACGGUGCAUGUGUCGCAUGGUUCGUACUAUUUAGCCGUCACGACAAGAGAGCAGAGCGGACUCAUUUCACGUUACUGUGGCGUUACCAUGGCGUUACCAUGGCGUUACCAUGGUGUCACGUCAGUUUCACACCUCAACAGUUAUCACUAACUGGAAACAGCAAAAACCCAGUGAAGGUAGAGGAGUGAUGAACCAGUUACCCAAGAUGAACCAGUUGAACUCGUUAAAGACGUCUUUGGGAACCCAAAUCAGACUUUUUUUUUUUUUUUACCUUUCUGGUCUGGCUGGUCUGGACCACUUCAGUUAAACUACUUCCCUGUGGAACCAGAAUUCCCACCAUGUCCAGACUGGCAGCAUUAAACCCACACAGAUUUAUCAUUAAUGAGUUUUUCUAGAAGUUCCUACGACUCUGCAGGCCUCCACCUUCUGCUCACAGCUUCUUAUUUCAUUGAAAUGAUCAUCCUAACUCAGCUGUAUCUGCUCUCAGCUGUCUGAGAACCCCGCCAGCAUCAGGGUGCUCCUCUGUCCUCCCUUAUCAGCUUUAAAACUUGACAUUCACACCCGUCACCGACUCAGUCCUCAGACGGGAGAGUCAGGAGAGAAGUUGAAAACCAGACUGGGUUCAGUUUUUUUCCUGCGACUCUAAGAUGAAAUUAGGAUAAUCCAAAACAAUCAGCAAUGACAGAAGUGACAACAUCUCUUUAUUUUAAUCCAUAGUUACUGUCCUAGCUAGCCAGAGACCCUCACUCCAAACUGUUUUUACUCCAGGAACAGUUUGUUAACUAAAUUAAAUCUGUGAAGCUGGAAGUUUGCUGGUUCCCUCAUCAGCUGAUGGUAGAACCAGAUGAAGCUGCAGAAACAUGAGCAGACCUCACUGCUGGUUCAUUAAAUGACUCUAGUUUAAAAGAUCAGGCUGCUGUUGGUCCUCAAGUCAUCACAUCCUAAAGAAAAGGCGGUACCAGAUAUGGGUUAGUUACCUAUCCUGGUUAGUUGUCUAUCCUGUCCUGCCUGGCUGGACAAAUACAGCUAACUGACACAAUCCCAUGUCUCAAUUUUGUACUGGCCUGAACUUGAGUUUGAGGUUCGUGGUCUAAAUAUUAAAUGACAAACAGCUUUGAUAAACUGACACUUCACCAGUAAAACAUUAAUUAAUAGACUAUCUGACUGGAAUAAUGGAUUUAUUCCAGUCAGAUAGCACCACUACUUCCUCCUCAGCCUCCACCCCAAACAGAACCACUGAAAGUCAAGAAUGGAGGACAGGCGGAGCUGCUUCACCUGCUGGCUGUCCUCCAGCUUCUCGGACCAGUAAGUGUCCUCUGCCUGCACGUUAGAGGUGUGUUGCUGUUUCUGCAUCUGGUUGGCCAAAGUUUGGUUUACUGGGAUGGUUAAACAUUUCAGUGGUGAUGGCGCAAUGAAAGUGGAUGAAAUGUGAUUGGGCCUCAGCUUGGUACAAAUUCAUUAUUAUUAUUGUUAUUAUUAUUAUUAUCCGUGAAUUGUUCUUUUGGUCAUCGAAUUAUUUUUGGGUUGUCAUGGAAACGGCAUCACCAGCCUCGUCCUUUAACUAACUUCAGCAGAAAGCUGAGCUGUAAAUGUGUUAUGAAUAAUAACUUCCAGCAUUCGUAUCAUCCUGAGCUUAACGGAGGGAAUGGAGGCAGGAAGUUAGCAUUCCGUGUGGUUGUUUUUGUUCCUGGGAAGAGCCGAGCUGAUCCACAUGCAAUGAAACCAGCCGAUAGGUAACAAAUGUUCAGAUAUGUCGACCAAAGGAGCGUUUUGUACUGAAUCCUGAUUUUUUUGUGUUUACUAUGUUUAUUUCUGACAGUGAUAAAGUGUAAACAUGAUGUUCGGUGAUGUUUUGGUAUCGUCUGUUAUGGAAGAUGAAAUGAGGAAAAAUAGAAGGAACAAAAUGAGGCCAGUUUAUUCGUUUCAUUCCAGCUUUCCUGACUGGAAGAGAAGCAGUAGACAGAAAGCUUUUUAUUCAUCCUCCUCACUCUGACGCCACCCUCGACCUUUACCUCCAUCCAUGAUUAGGAAACGUAAGAAAUGGCGUUGUUGCACCUUAUUUUUGUGUUUUCAGACAGUUUGUUGUAGAAGCUUUUAACUGAGAAGGUUCAUUCCCACCCAGAGAAGAUGGCCAGAAGAAAUGAAGGGAAUGAACAGCUCAUUUAUUCUUUUCUGACACGUCACUGAAUGGAUCAUUCUGUCUGCCGUGGUGAUGUUUUCUGUGCUUUUUGUUAAAAAAGAAAAAGACUGUGAACACAGCCCAUUCAUUUACUGUGAAGCAGCAGUGGGACCACAUCAUCAGUGCUAUAAUAACUUCACUUCUUUUUCCACACAUUAACAUGUAAACAUCACAAUCACUGUGUGAGCGUGACGCCUGCAGAGCUCUGCGUUACAGUUGCUAUAUUUUCUGUGUUUCGUUAUUGUGAUAAAUCCUGUUCGUUCAUGACCAGCUUUGGCAAACAUGAACAUUUUAAAACCAGAAGGAUGUUAACUUUUACUAACUCCAGAAGUUCUUGGAAUAAUAAAUAAAUAAUUGUGUGUGAAUAUGUUGUAAGAUUCACCAGACUGGGCUGGACAUGAAACCAUAGCAGCAAGAUAAUAAACUGUCAGCUCAUGUAAACUGGAUUUUUAAAGGUUUCAUCUCUUCUAUUAAGAAAAUUGCAUGUAAAAAUAAUUUUAUAAGAAAUGAGGACGAUAGUUAAACAUUAUCCAUUUCCUUUCUCUUUCCUGACUGAAAUGGUUUGCAAGUGGUUGACCAUUUAAUGUUAUCCCAAAUGACUUAAAUUAGGACUUAAAAGCUUGUUAUUAAUUAAAAGAGUUGUUGAAAAAUCAUUCCAGCCAGCAGGAAAUGUUUUACCUUAAGAAACGACACAUUUCUGUUACGUUUCCAGUCUUUUCCUCUAAAGCUGCCAUUUUGCACUUCGCAACGUUCAUGAUGUGAAUUGUAUUUAAGAAACAAAGAAGCCAACAUUAAUUUAUGGGUCUGAUCUGGUGAUGCUAAAUCAGUGUUCGCCCUGCAUUACCGAGAAUCCACCAGAGCACAAAAAACAAGCCGAAUGGCUCCACAUGGGAAACGGGAACAUAUCAGAAAUAACUGCCAAUUAAACAGUUAAAUAUAUUUCCCCGAGAAGUGCAGCAGUCUGUCCUUUUUAACCUUUUUCUACUUUUAAACGUUAAAAAAAAAGAAAAAAGGGUGAAAACGUCCUUUAGAGAAACAUGACUUGCUUAUUAUUCUGUUACAAAUAAAUGUAUUUAACAAUUACUGUUAAAACAAAAAAGAAAAGAAAAAAGCAGCAUGUUUAGAAUAGAAAGUGCCAAAGACUGACGAGUCCUCACUUUCCAGACCUAACGAUGAUUAUUGUGUCCCAUGUUUUUCUGUGUCUUACCAAAUGGGAAAAAAAUAAAAUGGCUCCAU
This is a messenger RNA of Melanotaenia boesemani (Boeseman's rainbowfish), 6905 nucleotides long. It is a transcript of the gene scai, whose product is annotated as suppressor of cancer cell invasion. The transcript is spliced from 17 exons. NCBI's taxonomy places the organism in Eukaryota, Metazoa, Chordata, Actinopteri, Atheriniformes, Melanotaeniidae. Gene Ontology annotation, biological process: DNA-templated transcription. The coding region runs from base 1045 to 2745 and encodes 566 amino acids. Gene Ontology annotation, cellular component: nucleus. Gene Ontology annotation, molecular function: transcription corepressor activity. The record is from RefSeq and is a predicted model, not a curated record.